Molecule: messenger RNA, 1503 nt
Organism: Fusarium keratoplasticum
Lineage: Eukaryota; Fungi; Ascomycota; Sordariomycetes; Hypocreales; Nectriaceae
Exons: 3
Coding region: 1-1503 (500 amino acids)
Source: RefSeq, a predicted model, not a curated record
AUGGCAAAGAGCGAUGCCAAAGCCCGUACCGGACCGUCAUCUGCCUCCCCCAGGCCCUCGGACCCCGACAACAGUGAAUGGCCCGACAACUUCGAGGGCACCGAGCGACAGAAGCGUUCCCUCAAGCGGAUCGAGGCCGUCAUCGGCCAGAAGCCCUGGGAAUGGGGAUGCACCAUGUUGAGCACUCUGGCCAUGAUUCUUGAGCACGCCGACGCCAACCCAGAGUUCGAAAUCACCGAUGUCAAAGCAUUUCUGGGCCACAGCAUUGCUUCUCACGAAGAUGAUUCCGAUCUUUCGCUUCGAAUGAGCGAUAUCAAGGCUGCCAAGGAAAAGUUUGUUGACCCGCAGUUCAAGUCGAUCGCAGCCUCCAGACGCAGGAGCGCUAUUGCCCCAAAGGUGGCUGACCCUGCUCCGAAUGGCGAUGCUGGUGAAGGCGAGCGAGCGGAACCCAGCGACAAGGCCAACGAUGCGACGCAGAAAGAAGGGAAGGGCAAGAAGCGAGUGGAACAAGUCGCCGGGACCGAUGACGAGGAUGAACUCACUGUCGACAAUGACAACCACCAACCCGAACCCGAGAAGUCCAUCCCAGUCAAACAUCAGCUGCCUUUCAUGAUGCCAAAGCCCUCGCAGGCAGCUUCUUCAGCUCAGUUUGCCAGCAACACCGCGUCUGACGCCCGUCCUUUGGCCUCCUCUACAACAAUCCCGGCUGAGAGCCCCAACAUCAAGAAGCGAGAACGGUCUGCUACGCCCACAGGCAUCUGCCCGAGCAAGCGUGCUCGCCAUGAUGAUGGUACAGCCUCACAAGAUUUGUUCGCAACUCGAUCGAGCCUUAUGCACGCUACACCCGCCUUCCUCGAAGCUCUGGCCAAAUACAUCCGAGCCAUAGAGCGCCAACACAUCGAAAUGGGCCAAGAGUUUGCUGAACUUUCCGAGUCGCUCAAGCUGCGAACCGAGCCGCACCGGGGAGCGUUGGACCGCCACAAGUCUGCUCAAGCCAACCUUGCUGCGAUGGAGGAAAGGAUCUCGGUUUUGCUGGCGGAGGAACAGAAGCUCAAGGACUGUAAGAAAACCCUCGAUGAUGCGAAGGAAACGUGGGAGCAGAUCUCAGAAGAGAAGUUUCAGGCGCUCCAAGAGGCACACUGGGACAAGACCACCAUCAACGCCACCGAGCUGCAUCAGGCCGAGUCCGACCGCCAAGCUGCCGCCAUGGAACUCGAACAAGCUCGACAGAUUGCCCUGCCCGCCUUGAUUCUCAUCGACGAGACUCACCCCAAGCUACGGGAGCUAAGCAUGGCUGGGAGGUCACUCAACCUGCAGGCGAAACACCUUGGCAUGCUUCGAAGUCUUGUGGUGCUUGGUGCCCCUGCGAUUGACGCUCUGGAUGGCGAGCUCAAGGCGAGAGGAUUCUCUCUCAAGGACAUUGUACAGCGGAUUGGACAGCACGCGCAGCCCACCAACACCGAGGCUAGCUCUGGACAGCCAUCAUAUGAGCCGACUGCUUAG